This is a messenger RNA of Sporisorium graminicola, 975 nucleotides long. RefSeq lists its product as uncharacterized. Gene Ontology annotation, molecular function: dTDP-glucose 4,6-dehydratase activity. The record is from RefSeq and is a predicted model, not a curated record. The transcript has a single exon. Bases 1 to 975 code for a protein of 324 amino acids. NCBI's taxonomy places the organism in Eukaryota, Fungi, Basidiomycota, Ustilaginomycetes, Ustilaginales, Ustilaginaceae.
AUGUCGACUAUCGCAAGCAAUACCACCACCCCGACUCUGACGCUGGGCGAGUCGAAGCGCCCCCACAAGCCGCGCGUUGUUGUCACGGGUGGCUCGGGCAAGCUUGGGCGGGCCACCGUUGCACACCUCUCGUCCUCCGGCUACGAGGUGAUCAAUUUCGACCGCGUCCGCCCCAAGACCGCCUCGGAAGACGGCAAGACGGGCCUGCAGGGCGCAUACCGGCUGGUGGAAGUCGAUCUGACGGACAUGGGCCAGGUGCUCGAAGCGCUCAUGGAAAUUGACAUGGCCUACUCUGGAGUAUCUGCCAUUGUGCACCUGGCGGCGAUGCCGAGCCCGGGGCAGAGCAGCUCGAGCCACCAGUUCAACACCAACGUCAGCGCCACAUACAACGUGCUCGAAGCCGCGCGCAAACUGGGCAUCACCAACAUCGUCAUGGCCUCCAGCGAAACGCUCAUCGGUAUCCCCCUCGAUAUCGCCCCGACGAAGCUGCCAAUCACCGAGGAUACCCCCUUGGCGCCCGAGAGCGCAUACAGCCUGAGCAAGCUCGUCGGUGAAACACUGGCAGAGCAGUACGUCCGGUGGUCCCAGCAGACCCACAGGAACCCCAAGGGCGGCGAGGCCAAGAUCGUCAGCAUGCGCUUCAGCAAUGUCAUGCUUCCCGAGGAAUACGCGACAUUCGAGGCAUGGCAGGAUGACGCCAGGAAAAGGUACUGGAACUGCUGGGGCUACAUCGACUCGAGAGACGGCGCAGAGGCCAUCAAGUUGGCGUUGGAGAAGGACCUCAAGGGCCACCACGCGUUUAUCAUUGCUAACAACAACACAGUGAUGAAAACGCCUAGUGCGGAGCUGGUCAAGCAGGUCUUUCCGGGUGUGGAGUAUACUCCGAUCAAUGAUGAUCCCAAUGUCACACUGCUGUCCAACGAGAAGGCGAAGAAGGUCUUGGGCUGGCAUCCUAAUUACGAUUGGAAGCCUUAG